Fonsecaea monophora is the source of this 5763-nucleotide messenger RNA. RefSeq lists its product as hypothetical. Gene Ontology annotation, biological process: intracellular signal transduction. The record is from RefSeq and is a predicted model, not a curated record. NCBI's taxonomy places the organism in Eukaryota, Fungi, Ascomycota, Eurotiomycetes, Chaetothyriales, Herpotrichiellaceae. Gene Ontology annotation, molecular function: guanyl-nucleotide exchange factor activity; protein binding. Gene Ontology annotation, cellular component: cytoplasm. The coding region runs from base 1 to 5763 and encodes 1920 amino acids. The transcript is spliced from 2 exons.
AUGCCUUCAGCGGUGUCGAAUCAGAGCAACUACUACGCAGCUCACCACCGGCGUCAAUCUUCUCAGUCGCAGACAAACUUGCCAGAUCAGAUCAGAAAUACCGGCUCACAACUCCAGUCACCUAACCGAUCACUGGUCUAUCUCCCAUCCACAGCAUACUCCCCAUCGCAACCUGCGCUCCAGCAUUCUAGGACGUCAUCACUCUCCGGCCCUUCAGGAUCGGCCUCAAGGCUGGAUUCUGUUCGCAAUGAGGAUAUCCAGAAUGACCCACACGAUUUUUACCGCCAGUAUCAGGAUCCCUUUGCACACUCAUCACUUGUCGCCUUGCACCAGGAAGCCAUACGACCAGACCCAAUUGAACGAGCAGAAGAGCCACCCGUCACGGCUCGAAAAUCCAGCUUCAGCACUGACGACAGGAUAGCCAAGGGCUCAAGUGGUGUUCGAAAAUUAUCCUUAAAUACCCAGACUUUGCCUAAUGGUACGUACGAUGGCAGGCACACCAAAUCUUCUGGACCAGUACCCAAUACACUGAAGUCAAGAAAGGCUUCCUUCAAAGACCUGGUAGCUCGGUUUGAUGCUUCGCCUGACGACGUUCCACCAUUGCCCACGCAGCAAGUAUCCCGACCCGCCUCGAGAACCGCAAGCCCCAUGCCAUAUGGCUCUGUGGAUACCUCCCAUUCUUAUCACCCUCAAGUCAAGCGACCGUCAUCAAGAGUCUCGGAGACUUCAAGGAGGGCAGGGAGUGCACUCGGAUUCAGAUCCGUUGCGAACGAGAAAUCUACUCACUCGAGAGAUACAUCCUCGGCCAGUGGAUUGAGUCAAGUAGCCAGCAAUCCCGAAGUCCCGGCCAUUGGGCGGCAAUUGUUGUUUGGUGAGGUUCCCUCCUCUGCAGCCAAUCUUCCUGCUGCACCAGGCUACGGCAUUUACAAUGCUCGUCGGCGACGAGGCUCGGAAGGAUCGCCAAUGCAUAGCCCUAACCCGAUGUUUUCAACGAGCCGCGGCCAUACUCAACCAGCAGCGCCUCCAAUCGCACCUCCGGCCAUGCACUCCCCCACUUCUGUCACUGCUUAUAGAGGCCAUUCCCAGUCCCGACCUUCACACCGACGAGCAAAUAGCGAUAUUUCUGGACCACCGUCCAAGGCUUUCUUGCGAGGAGAUCAAACGCCGUCUUCCCGACCUCAGGGUAGCAGUAAUAGACACACGGCAGAAUCAUCCUCGAAGUCGAAUGCACAAUCACGGAUUCCGUUAAGCACAAGGCACCAACGUAUUGCAUCAGACUCUGCAGCGAUGUCGCCCACAAGCCGUCCCGCUGUUAACCCCCACCAGCAGCUCCCUUUUCGGGCUCUAGAAACCGGACCGAAGGAAACAAGGCGUUCUCCGUCAGGAGAGCGACAGCAGGACAGCCCCAAGCGACAGCCACGAUCUCCGGUGCAAAUAAAAAGCCCCAAUAACCGUGGACGCCUCCCUGCCACGGCAAAUGGUGAAAAGAGUCCUUCUCUUCGGGCGAAUAUCAUCGCCCCUCCCCCGAAGGUCUCCCCGCCCCUCAGAAGCUCGAGACCGAGACUCCCCGUGUCAUCUGCCACGACCGCAGCGUCUCGUGCAAAAAUGGCAGAAAAAUUCCAGACCAUGGCCAAACAACAAAGUGACAGAAAAGCUUUCAGACGACAGAGGCCGCCAGAAUUGAGUGAUAUCGAUCUGAAGGCUCGCCGACUUAAAAUCACUCAGGCUUUGAGCCGGUCUCGAGAAGGACAAGAUUUGAAAGGCGGAAACACAGAGAAUCUUGACAGUUCAAUCAGCCGUGUAGACAGUAUGACACCUUCCUUCGAUGAUUCUGAUGGAUCCGACCAACGUCAAGAAACACUUGAGGUUCCUGCUGUCAUUGUGAACGAAGCUCCUAUAGAAACGGCCGAGGAGCACGCAUUCUACAGUGGCAAUGAAGAAGGUGCACGGGAUCAACGGGCAUUUACCCAAACCGCCUUAAAGGUUGUUGAAGGAAACAUACAGUCUUCGUCCGUUGAGGUAGACUCGCCUACGCUUGGUCAUGCUGAGGCUGGCUUCAGCACUAUUCCUUUCAGCCUGAACACACACUUGCAACCUGCACGUGACGAUCACGAGCCUCAAUCGGCGAUCACAGAGGGCACUGUGGCCACUGAAGCCACCAUGAUUGAUGCUGAGCCGCAAACGGAUUCCUCGCGACUCCAGACUCCUGGGCAACCUCAAUCCCUUUACAGCCAAAUCAGUGCACUUCGGAGUCGGGAGUCUACCUCGCCCCUAUCCUCCGCUUCUCAAGCGUCUGGGGGGGCUUCCGAUCACGCCGAUCAGGUAUCUGUUCAUCUGAUGCUUCGCGAAACGACCUACCUCGACGACGAUGAAGCUGUAGAAAAAGGUUAUGCACACCUAGUAUCGAUGCCCCAGUUGGAGCACACAGACCCGCAAAGCGACGGAAGGAACUCGUGGACAUCGUCCAUAGAAGACAUACUUGAAUCUGAGGCAGGCGAGGAACCUGCUCCCGUCGUUCGAUCACGAGAGAACCAGCAUGAAGAAGAGAUCACUCAUGUGGAGCCUGAUUCACACUCAGUGUCAGAUCAUCUCAGUGUUGAAGAUGGCUCGAAUGGAGAGCACCAUGCAAGCGACGCUUAUACAAUCGUGAAUAAAGUUCUCCAACAACAAACGCCGUCGGGGGUGGUCGACCAGCAACUCGUGGAUGAUAUUUAUCAUCGCAUCAUACAAACCUCCCCAGAUUUAGCUAGCGCAGAGAAUGUCGAUGAGGAGAAAGUGCAGCGGCUAUGUCUGGAAGAACUUGAAGAGUACACUCGUCAGUGGGACCAACUCGAAUCUUCACGUCCGCAAUCAGCCGAGUCUUUUCACGUCGAAGCAAACCCGUAUGCUGGCCAUGACACGACUGAAGAGCGGGAUGAGAAUCCCACUGACUCUCCAGAUAUUCACGCUUCGAGCCAUGUCACCCCACUGCCACCCUCCAUACCACCUUCGAGCUAUCGAACUCAUCAUCGAUACAAAUCCAGUUUGGAUAGUGCAGAAGACUGGGCCGAGACGUCGCCAUCAGUCGGUGAUUGGAUGCAGUUUGCUCUGAAAUCACCGACUGAAGAAAGGCAGCCAUCUGCUCUGGCUCACGAAACGCCUACUGAAGCAGUAUCUAGAAUGUCAACGACCGAAAGUCAUCAAGGUGUCAAGGAAAACCAACUUGAGCAGGCGCCAGACGGUUUUCUACCGGUUUCGCUUGAAAGGAAUCAUAUUCCACGCCCUCCAUCCCACUCUCCACCACCUCCUCCACUGACAAAACUGCCCACUGUUGAACAGACUGCCUGGUCUGCCCCCACUGGUAUAAGACCAGCCAUGCCUCAAACGGCUCCACCGGCUCGGCCGCUCACAGCAUUAUCUCAGAUGUCUACCAGAUCAAGCAUAGACCAACAGACGAUACAUACCAUCUCCAACGAUAACAGGCCAUCUAUGGAAGAGCAAAGUCCCGAGCAACGUCGCCUGAAACAAAGAAGACACGUUCUCAAAGAGCUGGUGGAUACCGAGUAUACAUACGAAAGAGACAUGAGAGUCCUCUGCGAUAUCUAUAAACAAACUGCAAUUGCUGCCAUGAAUGACGAGGAUAUCAAGAUCAUAUUUGGCAAUGUAGAUCUGGUACAACAGUUUUCCAAAGAUUUUCUCGCCUAUCUAAAGCAGGUUGUCAGACCGGCUUACAUCAUGGAAAGAUCUGAUCGACGAAAAGACGGUAACCGUGCCUCCACAGUACAAAGCUCUGCAGCAUCUAUUGAUGGUACUGGUGAGCUGACCGACUUUGAGCGAGACGAGCUUACACGGGUGGGCACUGCGUUUGAAGCGUCGAUGAACGAUAUGGAGAAAGUAUAUACCGAUUACAUUCGAACUCGACAUGCUGCAAACAAGAGGUUGGAGGCACUGCAGUCGUCGGCCGCUGUACGAGAAUGGCUCAAAGAAUGCAGCGAGAAUUCAAGCGACAUCACCAACGCUUGGAGUUUGGAUGCACUUCUUGUCAAACCAAUACAACGUAUCACCAAGUAUCCCCUCUUACUCAAUCAGCUGCUAGAUGCAACCCCCAAUGCUCAUCCCGACGUUGAAUGCAUCCGAAGAGCAGUAGCUGAGGUGACCGAGGUCAAUGUGCGGAUCAACGAAGUAAAGAAACAUACCGAGCUUGUCGAUCAGGUACUCAACCGCAAGCGGAAAGAGUCUGAUGUACGGAAUGGUUUGACUAAGGCGUUUGGUCGACGCGCAGAAAAGUUAAGGCAACACGUGGGCAUCAAUGAAAUGCACGAAGAUCCGGAGUAUACCAAACUCAAGAUCAGCUAUGAUAACAACAUUGCACAUCUUUUCUUGGUCACCAAGGAUUGUCAAGGCUAUAUUGAAGAGAUUACCAAGUGGGUCAAUCGCCUGUGUGAGUUAGCAGCCGCUGCUGAGGCAUGGGUCGAUGUUGGGCACACGAACCACGCACAAGCCGAGAGCAAACUUCGACAAUUUGCUAUUGUCGUUCGUGGCGUCAAUUCAAUUGCACUUCCCGACCACAAUGAGCAAGUCACAAGGCGUGUUGUCCAGCCCAUGGAAAAGACAGCCACGAUGCUUGACAGGUUUAGGUCAGAUUCCAAAGGACUGAUUCAAAAGCGGGACAAGCGACUUCUGGACUACAAUCAAUUCAAAAAUAAGAAAGACAGAGGAGAAAAGAUCGAUAAGAAGAUGACUGAGCGCAUGGAGCAGUGGGAGGCUCUGAACCUCGAAGCCAAAGAGAGAAUGAAGCGACUUCUCCGAUCAACGGCUGAUCUUGUUCACACUUGUCAGGCCAAUCUUGUUCAGCUGCAUCUGAAUUGGUUGGCAAUGUGCCGGCAAAAGUUCUCGGCUGCAAUGGAGAUACCCUUGGACAAACUUGAAAAGGCCGAUAUUGUCAAAGACUGGCAAGAAGACUUUGAUUUCCAAGAAGCCACUGCAUUGUCCCUGAGCAUCUGCAAUGGGUCAUUGCUGGCAGAGGCCGUGAACAUGGUUUCGUUCUUAACGCCAGGGUCAACCUUGAUGGGCGAUGAGUCCCCGCGUCAACCGUCAUGGAACAGCGCACCGAAGCGGUCUGUGUCAACUUCUGAAGAGAUGCCCCCGGUGCCAUUGAAGGACUACUAUCACCGGAACAGUGGGGGACCGAUGAGUUCUCAAAGUGACGACCACACGGAAUGGAGUUCCUCCACAUUUGCAAAUGGGCGCAUUCGGACCGGCUCAGCUGCAUCUGGUCGAAUUCCAAAAACACCCGAGGCGGGAAGUCGUGGUGUAUCUGCGUCUCUUCAUACCGUCAACAGCACGAAUAUAUCUCGACCAGGGACUAGUCCAGGACUCUCCGCAGACAGCGCCCAACCGGCUCCCCGGUUGAGCUUUGAAGCUCCAUCUCCAUCACUUGGGCCAAGUCAGUCACAACCUCAUCUACCAGUCACAAGUGGAGCCAGUGUGUUCUCUUCCGCAAUGCCCAUGGAAGAGUACCCGGGGCCGGAAACAGAGACAGCACCUGUGGAUACAGAGCCACGACGAGAGCCUGGCGUCCUAUUCACCGCCGCUAGUGUCUACGAGUUCAACAUCGACCGCUCACGACAACAAGGCGGAUUUCGCUACCUCACAUAUGUGAUUGGGGAGAUAUUUGACAUCAUUGCCGAACACGGAGAACUGUGGUUGGCGAUCAAUCAAGACGAUCCCACGAGAGAGAUUGGCUGGAUCUGGAACAAACAUUUCGCGAAAUUGGCGACAUAA